AUGGCCAUCACGCCGACGCAGUUCGCCAAGAAGACGGCGCAAUCGGCCAGCUGGGCAGAUGCGAAGCGUCGAGUGCUCUCGUCCUACAGAGAAUGGAUCCGUGCCCCUCUUCCACGGCCCUUCUCCAUGGACACGACACAUGCGUGGCGCCGGCAGUCGAAGCUAACGAGCAAGCAGGGCCCCGAGAUCCAGACCAUGUACAACAUGCCCAUGCCCGUCUCCGCCAUCCGUACACGGAUAAGGCAGGAAUUUGAGCGCAACCGCUUCGUCAAGACACUUCCAGUCGUCGAUGUCCUCCUUUUCAAAUCCCACGCCGAGUACCAGGAGACGAUGAAUUUCUGGAAGCAAACCACCCACGUCAUGUCCUACUUCAACGAGAACUUCAGAGGCGACAAGCGAUUGCCUUCCAGCUUCAUGCAGGGAUUUCUCGAGGGCCGGAAUUGA
This is a messenger RNA of Drechmeria coniospora, 444 nucleotides long. Its product is annotated as NADH-ubiquinone oxidoreductase B14 subunit. The transcript has 5 exons. The coding region runs from base 1 to 444 and encodes 147 amino acids. The record is from RefSeq and is a predicted model, not a curated record. Gene Ontology annotation, biological process: response to oxidative stress. NCBI's taxonomy places the organism in Eukaryota, Fungi, Ascomycota, Sordariomycetes, Hypocreales, Ophiocordycipitaceae.